AUGGAGGAGCACACAGCCAAGCGGCUCUGCUGUCGGACGGAUUACGGGUCGGUGUGCCGGCCAGGCCAGCUCGCCGAAGCCGAAGCUUGGGCUCCCUCGGCGGCCAACACGCAGCGCCCGGAGUCGCUGCUGGAUAUCGCGGCCAGGCGGGUGGCGGAAAAGUUGCCCUUUCAGCGGGUGGAGGAAGGUUUCCAGCGGAUUCCGGAGCCUGUACAACGACGGAUUUUGUACUGGUCUUUCCCGAGAAGCGAGCAAGAAAUCAGCGUGUAUUCGUCGUUCGGAAGCGAGGCGGAGGAAGAUUACGACCCGGAGAAAGACGACGCGAGUCCGGUGCCUUUCCGCCGCGGAGUCGCUCUAGUGGAGGAAGAUUGCGUCGAUAAUGUUCUACAAGUGGGCUUUCGCCUGAGCGGCACGGUGCGAGAGCUGCCGACGAUGUUGGAUUACGACGGGCCGUGCACCGUCAGCGUCAGCUUCGAUCGCUGCAAGAUCACGUCGGUGACGUGCUCCUGCGAAGACAAGGAGAUCUUCUACUGCGCCCACGUGGUGGCGCUGGCGCUGUACCGCAUUCGCAGCCCCGAGCUGGUCGAGCUACGGCUGCCCAUCUCGGAGACGCUCUUCCAGAUGAACCGCGACCAGCUGCAGAAGCUGGUCCAGUACCUGAUCACGGUGCACCCCAACCAAGUGCUGCCCAUUGCGCAGAAGCUUGCCGACGAGAUCCUGGGGCAGAACUCUGAGAUUAACCGGGUGCACGGCGCCCCCGACCCGACGGCAGGGGCCAGCGUAGACGACGACAGCUGCUGGCAUCUGGACGAGGAUCGAGUCCGGGAUGAAGUCGAGCGCUUCCUGUGUCAGGGCGGUUACGACGAUUCUGGCAGUGAGCACUACCGUCUAUUCAGCAAGGUUAGAGACAUGCUGAAGAUGCGAGACUCCAACGGCGCCCGCAUGUUGACGCUGAUCACCGAGCAGUUCAUAGGGGACCCUCGACUGGCGGGGUGGCGCCAAAAUGGGAACACCAUGACCAACAAGUACAGGCAGCUUUGGGAUGAACUCGGGGUGCUGUGGAUGUGUGUCGUCCUCAACCCGCACUGUAAGUCAGAUCAGAAGUCAUCAUGGCUGAGGCAGCUUCGCCGCUGGAACGGCAUGGAUGUGUGCCCCCUGGAGGAGGGAAACCAGCUCGGCAACCUCGACGCCACACAGCAAGGACAGAACGCCAAUCCUGACUCACCUCAGCGAACUGUUUUCACAAGAGCCAUAGAGGCCUGCUCCCUGAACUGGCAGGACCCCCACCUGCAACGCAUCCUCACCGAGGACCGCUACGCCGAUUGCUCUCGCCACGACAACUCGGAGCUCUUUGACAGCCAAGGGCGGCCACUGUGGCAGGAACACGUCCCCACGGCGUGCGCCCGCGUGGAUGCCCUGCGCUCUCACGGCUACCCCGAGGAGGCGUUUCGGCUGGCCGUGGCUGUGGUCAACACGAUACGACGGCAGCAGCACAAACAGCUGGAGUUUUUCCGCGCUCAUAAGAAAGAGGUGCUCCGCGAGUGCGUGACGUCUGUCACCAACCUGGAGGGUUGGGUGGGACACCCGUUAGACCCCGUGGGGACCCUCUACAGCACCCUGAUGGAGAUUCUUCACGAUGAGUUCCUGGAUGUAGAGGACACGGAGGAGCUCGCUGCGGAGGUGGCGCUGAUCGGCCUGGGACAGCAGAGGGUCAUGCCUGACGGUCUUUACGCGCAGGAGAAAGUGUCUCGCAACGAGGAGCAGCUGCUGGCCAAGCUGUCGGAGUUUGCGUCGUACGGGCUGGUCGACGUUUUCCGCAACCAGGCGGAGAUCUUGCUGGAGGCUGGUCCUUAUAGCGGUCUAGGCGAGUUGGUGGAUAGAGAGAGUGUCCCCAUGCACAACUUAGCUAAAUUACUCUUCACGUCGCUGCUAAGUUCUGAACCUGAGCUGGCCUACAAGAUUGCACUGAGGGCCAUGAGACUACCGGUCCUGGAGUCCAGCAUGGCUUCCGGCGACCUGUCACGGUCGCGUGAUAUGGUGUCGGAGGACAAUCGUUACCCACGCUGGUUCACGUUGAGCCACAUCGAGUCGAAACAGUGCGAACUGGCGUCUGCUAUGCUAACUGCUGCCAGGGGCAAGACUUGUAAACUGCAAACAGUUCUGGAAUCCAUCCAGAAGAACAUCCACUCCUCUUCACACAUAUUCAAGCUGGCCCAGCACGCCUACAACAUAGCCUUCACUGACGGCCGGCCGGAUCUGACGGUGCUUAAAGUGUCUCUGGAGCUGGGCCUCCAGGUGAUGAGAAUGACACUGCCUACUUUCCAUUGGCAAAGAAGAGCGAAGGUGCGCUGGUUCGUCAGGUGCGCCACUGCAGUCGGUGUGUCUGCGCUGGAGAGCAUCAUGCAAGGCUGGGAGACCCUGUUUACCCCCAAAGAGGCCACCAAGGAGGUGGCUGUUGACGUUGUGUUUUACAGCACCUCGGCGCACCUCGACUUAGACUCUCGGCAGCAGGAGAACUUGGCAAACUCGGCGCGCACCCUGGCGCUGCAGUGCGCAGUCAAGGACCCGGAGAACUGCGCCCUGUUGGCCCUAAAGCUGUGUGAGAAGGACCACACAGCUUUCGAGACGGCCUACGGGAUCGUGCUAGAUGCCGCCUCGGCGGGCAUGAGCUACAUGAAUCUGUUCAGGAUUGCGCGCUACAUGGAAAAACGCGACUACCCGGUGCGGGCAUACAAGCUUGCCACCUUGGCUAUAACUCAGCUGAACCUCAACUACAACCAGGAUACGGACCCGGCCAUCAACCACGUCCUGUGGGCCUGCUCUCUCAGCCACUCGUUGGGCAAGACCGAACUGACGGCAGUCAUCCCGUUGGUAAUGAAGAACGUCAAGUGCGCCACGGUGCUGUCGGACAUUCUGGGCCGGUGUACGCCAACCGCUCCCGGCCUAGCCGUGCCGGACAGUCGAAGGAACGCGAGCGAGCCUAUCUCCCUGGACAAAGCGCAGCUACGGGACCUGCUGGACGCCACCGUGGACGCCUAUAUCAACACCGCGCAUUUGCGCCUCACGCACAUCACCCCGGGACGCUACGGCAAGUUCAUCGAGUUCCUCAGCAAGGCGCGCGACACCUUCCUAAUGGCCCACGACAGCCACGUGCAGUUUACAGAGUUCAUCGACAAACUCAAGCAGCUCCACAAGGGCAAAAAGAAACUCAUGAGGCUUGUGCGAGAGCGAUUCGACUGA
Messenger RNA from Nerophis lumbriciformis (worm pipefish), 3240 nucleotides. NCBI's taxonomy places the organism in Eukaryota, Metazoa, Chordata, Actinopteri, Syngnathiformes, Syngnathidae. The record is from RefSeq and is a predicted model, not a curated record.